Messenger RNA from Centropristis striata (black sea bass), 5806 nucleotides. RefSeq names its product SNF2 histone linker PHD RING helicase (gene shprh). Gene Ontology annotation, cellular component: nucleosome; nucleus. NCBI's taxonomy places the organism in Eukaryota, Metazoa, Chordata, Actinopteri, Perciformes, Serranidae. The record is from RefSeq and is a predicted model, not a curated record. Gene Ontology annotation, molecular function: DNA binding; ubiquitin protein ligase activity; ATP-dependent chromatin remodeler activity. Gene Ontology annotation, biological process: nucleosome assembly; DNA damage response; protein polyubiquitination.
ACAUCAGAAGCGCUUAAUGAAGUGUGUUUUGAUACCUGUAUGCCUGAUUAUCUGGAGUUACUGGGACCUGAAACGACUUCUGAUGCUGCGGUAGAAACCAGAUCCGUUUCCGAGAGGCUCUAAAAAAGUUUAAUCAUGAGUAGCCGAAGAAAGAGGGCCCCUCCUGUGAGGGUGGACGAAGAGGCCAAGAAGAAGUUGAACUGGAACAUGCUGGAGGACCGCAAGAACGAGGAGAUCCUGGAGGACGACCAGAUACCGACCUGCUCCUUUCUCCCUGUCGACCAUGCUCCCAGCAGCUCCUUUCUCCCUGUCGACCCUCCUCCUAGCAGCUCCUUUCUCUCGACUGCCGAGGACGUCCCGGAGGCCGCCUGCACCAGCUCCGUCCGGAUCACAGAGGAACUUCCCUGCACGUCGUCAGACAUCACGUCCGGCUCCGCCUCCCUGGCCCUCACUGUGGUGCCGGCUGUGAAGCUGGGUCACGUGUGGAAGGCACUAAUCGGGGAGUUCAGCGUCCGUCCGGCUUGGAUCCCAUCUGACUGUGAAGUGAGAGAUUUCGUGCUCUACAGGAUGGGGGAUCAGCUCUGUGUCAGCUACAGCAGCUGUGAUGAGAGCUCGGGGCUGCAGUGGAGGCCUGGCGAGGACACCUGCACAGCCGAGUGCAGCCACAGCGUGAUCACGCUGGAAGACAUCGACUGGAUGCAGAAGAGGAGGGUGGUGCAGCUCUGCCACCAGACCAAAGAGGACUCAGUCAAGGUGGGGAUUUACCUGCUGGAAACUGGGCUCGGGAAGCCGGAGUUCCUCAGUGAGGGAAACGCUCGGAUGAGGAAAGCAAAUCAAUUAAUGCAGAAGCUAAUGGAAUAUUUCUACGAUUUCAUCAUCCCCGAAGUUGUAGAGAAUGAGGAGGAGGAGGAAUGUGACACCGACUUGGAGAGGCAAAACGUGGAGGAGCUCUAUGACUACGUCAGGCAUGUGCACCAAAGAGAGAGCCGGGAGACGACUUACGACGUCCAGCAUAAAGCUCUGAUUCCUGUUCUCAGACUGUAUCAGAGCCAGGCCGUCAACUGGAUGCUGAAGAGAGAGAAAUACAGGAACACGUCACCUAAAGAACAAAAUCUGCAUUUCCUCUGGCGUGAGUUGAUCACUUUGUGCGGCAAGAAGUUGUUCUACAACCCUUACACCGGCUGCUUAAUCCGAGAAUUUCCCCUGGCAGGCGUGGAGUGGCCUGGUGGGAUCCUGGCUGAUGAAAUGGGGCUGGGGAAGACGGUGGAAGUUCUGGCUCUCAUCCUGUUUCACACCCGUCAGGACCUGGAGCAGGAGACCCUCACUCUGCCUGUGGGAAAAUCCGUAAAUUAUUUUGUUCCUCCUCCUCCCCGAGAGAGAAAGAAAGUAAUCCGCUGCAAGUCUGAAGUUCAGCCUAAAAUUAAAAUAUCCUACCCAACUGUGCGUGUAAUGCUCCUCACUGCGAUCAAGGAGAUGAGAACCGGCAAAGGAGCCUCCGUCAACGCCAUCUUCACCUACAUCCGUGCCACUUACGGUUACGACCUGCUAAAAAACCGCAACCACAUCAAGAAGACGCUGGUGAAGCUGAUCGAUGAAGGCCUGGUCAUCCGGGUCAAAGGUCGCGGCUUGGCUGGCUCAUUCAAACUGGGAAAGAACUACAAAGAAACAAAGAAGACGUCAGCAGGAGCUUCCAAGUCUACUUCCAAAAGCACAGAGAGCACGCCGAGGAAAAUGUUUCAGAGACGAGCGAAAGAAAAAGCAGAAGCGGCUCUGCAAAACUCUCUUACAGAAGAUCAAAGAGAUCAGUACUCCCCGGCAUCGGACUGCCUCGCUCCAGAGGAGACAGACGCCAAGAGAGAAUGGGAUGAAAGAGUGAGCGAGAAAGCAGAUCAGUCAGACGACAUGCUGGACACGUCCACGGCAGCUUUACAGAUGUCUCGGGAUAAAAGUGAGUCAGAUACGCAGGACGUACCCAGAAUUAAUGAUCUAAGUGAAGAAAGGGGAGCAGCUCCUCAGCUGGAGGAGACAGAAACCCCCACCAGAGAGUCCGUCAUCCCUUUCAACAGCCCCGACUACCGCUUCGAGUGCAUCUGUGGUGAACUGGGCAUUAUUGACUACAAGGCUCGCGUCCAGUGUAUGAACUGCCAGCUGUGGCAGCACGCAGACUGUGUGAACUACAAAGAGGAAAGCCUUGAAACUACACCUUUCUACUGCCCUCACUGCCUGGUCGCCAUGAAACCCGUCUCCACCGGGGCCACCCUCAUCAUCUCCCCGAGCUCCAUCUGCCACCAGUGGGUGGAGGAGAUCAACCGGCACAUCAGGUCGUCGUCACUCAGAGUUCUGGUGUAUCAGGGUGUGAAGAAGCACGGCUUCAUCCAGCCACACAUGCUGGCGGAGCAGGACGUGGUCAUCACCACUUACGACGUGCUGCGUUCUGAGCUCAACUACGUCGACAUUCCCCACAGUAACAGCAAGGACGGACGCCGCUUCCGCAACCAGAAGCGCUACAUGGCCGUCCCCAGUCCUCUGGUGGCCGUGGAGUGGUGGCGCAUCUGUCUGGACGAGGCUCAGAUGGUCGAAUGUCCCACUGCGAAGGCUGCAGAGAUGGCUCUACGUCUGGCAUCUGUCAACCGCUGGUGUGUCAGUGGCACUCCUGUCCAGAGAGGCUUAGAAGAUCUGUACGGCCUUGUUCUUUUCCUCGGAGUCGACCCGUACUGGGUGAAACACUGGUGGGACCAGCUGCUUUAUCGCCCUUAUCGACGUGGGAACACAGAGCCGCUGUACAAUGUUAUCGCUCAAUUUUUGUGGCGAUCAGCGAAAAAAGACGUCAUUGAUCAGAUCCAGAUUCCUCCUCAGACAGAGGAGGUGCACUGGCUGGACUUCUCCCCCGUCGAGGGUCACUUCUACCACCGUCAGCACGAGGUCUGCUCCCAGGACGCUCUGGUCAAACUCAGGAAGAUCUCCGACUGGAGCCUGAAACUGGGCAGCCUGGACCGCCGUACCGUCCACACCAUCCUGUGCCCGCUGCUGAGGCUGCGUCAGGCCUGCUGCCACCCGCAGGCUGUGAGGGGGGAGUUCCUGCCUCUGCAGAAAAGCACCAUGACGAUGGAGGAGCUCCUGAAGUCCCUGCAGAAGAAAUGUCGAGUGGAGUGUGAAGAAGCUCACAGACAAUUGGUGUGUGCGCUCAAUGGCCUGGCUGGAAUCCACAUCAUCAGAGGAGAGUUUGUAGAGGCGACGGAGAUGUAUAGAGAAGUGCUUCGUUCAUCAGAGGAGCAUAAAGGCCGACUGAAAACUGAUUCAUUACAGAGACUUCAUGCUACCCACAAUUUGAUGGAACUGCUGAAAGCAAAGCAUCCUGGGAUACCUCCAACGCUGAGAGAUGACCGACUAAGUGAAGAGGGGGAACAGCUGCGACAGCACUACAUGACCAAAUACGACUCCGAGGUAGCGGACGCCCAUCAGGCUCUGCAGCCGGUGCUGCAGAACAUCAAGGAGCUGAAACGCAAAGUGAACCUGAACGCUCCCUGGUGGCUGGAUGUCAUCCAGAAGGCGAUCCGCCUCUCCACCGACGACGACCUGGUGUCCCGCAUUAAGAAUGAGCUGACGUCCAGCUACAAACAACAAGCCCACAAACUCACCAUGGCAGACAAGUUCCGUGAUGCCUGUGGUCUGCAGUUCAUUCUCACAACACAAAUGGAAGAUCUGAUGAAAUCCCAAAAGACUGUGCGAGACGCAGUGAAGAGUCUCGAAGGCCCGGCUUCACAAAAAGUGAUUGAUGAGGUCACCAUUUGUCACCUCAGACCAAUGAGACUUCCACUAAAUAAUUGUGUUUUUUGCAAAGCAGACGCCCUUUUCAUCGAUUAUGAGUCCAAGCUGUUCUCUCACACGGUGAAGGGUCAGACGGCCAUCUUUGAAGAAAUGAUCGAAGACGAAGAGGGUUUGAUGGACGACCGUCUCCCCACCACCAGCAGAGGUCUGUGGGCGGCCAGUGAGACGGAGCGCUCCCUGAAGGCCAUCUUGUCUUUCGCCAAAGUGAAACGCAUGGACCCCGAUCUGGUGGAGGAGGGCAACACGUUCAUGGAGCUGUUUGAGAACUGGAAAAAAGAGUACAAGGUCCUUCAUGAGUACUGGAUGGUGCUGAGGAAUCACGUGUCGGCCAUUGAUGAACUUGGCAUGGCCACCGAGAGGCUACGUGUGCGUCUGCCUGAUGAACCGAAGCCCAAACUGCUGCACAUCAUUGAGCCUCAUGAGGUGGAGCAGAACAGAGUGAAGCUUUUAAACGACCAGGCGGUGGCCAAGUCUCAACUCCAAAAGAAGCUCGGCCAGUUUCUGUAUCUCACAAAUCUGGAGAAGUCCCAGGACAAGUCUACCGGAGGCCUGAACCCAGAGCCAUGUCCCAUCUGUGCCCGGCCCCUGGGACAGGAGUGGGCAGUGCUGACCUGUGGCCACUGCUUCUGCAACGAGUGCAUUGCUAUCAUUGUGGAGCAGUACAGCGUGGGCUCGAGGCGGCGUGCCAUCAAAUGUGCCAUUUGCAGGCAGACCACGUCCCACACAGAGAUCUCCUACGUAUUCACCACUCAGUCGUCCAGUCAGGACCAGGACAUACCCGUCAAGGGAAGCCACUCCACCAAAGUGGAGGCAGUGGUGAGAACACUGAAGAAGAUUCAAGUGACCGACCCCGGGGCCAAGUGUCUCGUCUUCUCCACGUGGCUGAGUGUCCUGGACAUCAUUGCUAAGGCCCUGUUUGACAACAACAUGGAGUUCUCUCAAAUUAAUGGGAUUCACAAAUUCCAGGAGAAUCUGUGCGCCUUCAAAUAUGAAGAAAAGAUCAACAUCCUUCUCCUUCCUCUCCACACCGGCUCCAACGGUCUGAACAUCAUCGAAGCGACUCACGUGUUGCUGGUGGAGCCGAUCCUCAACCCUGCUCAUGAGCUCCAGGCCAUCGGCAGAGUGCACCGGAUUGGCCAAACCAAGCCAACAUUUGUUCAUAGAUUCCUAAUCAGAUCCACUAUUGAAGAGCGAAUGCAGGCGAUGAUGAAGACAGCAGACAAAAGUCACACCAGCACAACCAUGAAGCACUCGGAGGCUGCCGUACUGACUGUAGCCGACCUGGCUGAUCUGUUUACUGAAGACACAGAACAUCUGGAGUGAAUCUGAACAUCUGGAUACAGAGAGGAUCACCUGCCGAAGACAGACAGGCAAAGAGAGCUCACUCUUUACACAGUGGUGAUAUAGAAGUACUCUGAUUUUGCACAUUCAACUUUUUUUAUAUGAGAAUCCUAAAGUAAUCAGAUACAUUCCCGAAAUGCUAUUUUAUCAAAUCACUGACAGCGGAAUACAACAUGUCUCUUAAUUGUAAUGAAAUGUCCAAUCUCCUUGGAGUAUUUAUGUAUUUGGCUCACUUGUUGUCAUAGUUGUAACUGAUUCAAUAACUACGUCUGAUGUUUAUGUCUGAUGGUCACAUUUGAAUGUACAGUACUGUUGCUUGUGUUGUCUGAUAAUUGAAGGUGCUAUAUAUGACAUUCAGAGUAUUCCGGGCCGGGAUUGGUUGCAUACAGCUCUUAACUUUGAGUCAAUAUGGCGGCAACUAGCAGUGCUAGCAACGCUAAUGGUGCUAACAACAACAACAGUGCUGACAGAGCUAACAGUGUUAAUGGGGGUUAGCUCACACUCUCAGGUGCAACCUAGGGGAGAAUGAGGGGAUGGGCGUUAUUUUUCUGUGACGUCACUGUGGGUCAACUAAGGAUUUUCUAGUCUCACAUAGCCAGACCAGUCUCCACACUCACCAAAACACUUUAUCACAAAU